AUGAGGGGUGAGGACAUCCUAGUGGCACCGGUGCUGGAGCAAGGAGCUACUUCCAGGGACGUCUACCUUCCUUCUGGGCUGUGGUGGGAGGAGGGGGACCCUGAGAGGGUUCUGGUAGGACCCAUUUGGAUUAAGGACUAUCCCGCGCCGUUGGACGUCCUACCUUACUUUGUGCGCGCCAAGGAAUAUGUUGCCGAUGCAGCAUUUUGUCCUACCAUCACCGCUUUCCUAGUUCUCCUAGGAGCUAUUGCUAACUACAUAUCG
Molecule: messenger RNA, 264 nt
Organism: Iphiclides podalirius (scarce swallowtail)
Lineage: Eukaryota; Metazoa; Arthropoda; Insecta; Lepidoptera; Papilionidae
Source: the annotation of a GenBank genome assembly